AUGUUGCAAUUUGAAUAUUCAAAUUUUGAGGAUCCAUACGUUUUGUGGGAAGAUUUAAAAAGCAGAUUUGAUAAUCAAAGGGAAGUUUUACUUCCCACUGCUAGAGAUGAAUGGAACAAUCUCAGGUUCCAAGAUUUUAAAAAGGUGAAUGAAUACACCUCUGCUUUGUACAGGAUAUGCUCAACGCUCCGAUUCUGUGGGCAAACUGUUACGGAGGAAGAUAUGUUGGAGAAAACUUUCUCCACAUUUCAUGCAUCAAAUAUAAACUUGCAACAACAAUAUCGGUUGCAAAAGUUUCAAAGAUAUUCUGAUCUAAAUUCAUUUCUCCUCGUAGCAGAGAAAAACAAUGAGCUACUAAUGAAAAAUCAUCAAGCUCGUCCCACUGGAUCAUUAGCCAUUCCAGAAGCAAAUGCUGUUAUUAAUGAUGAUAUUAAAGACUCUGGAAGAAAAUGGGGAUGA
Molecule: messenger RNA, 459 nt
Organism: Helianthus annuus (common sunflower)
Lineage: Eukaryota; Viridiplantae; Streptophyta; Magnoliopsida; Asterales; Asteraceae
Exons: 1
Coding region: 1-459 (152 amino acids)
Source: RefSeq, a predicted model, not a curated record